CAGGACUCCUUUUCACCGUCUUCCCUUGAAAAUCUAAAUUUACCAAACUGAUAUCUCUAACCGCAUUUGUCACAAAAGGAUACACUCCGGCUCAAGGCAAAUUUGAACUCCACCGCUCUCGAUUACACCCCGUCAGCCGUCGCCACUUGAAAUUGAUCGACAUUUCCCAUGUUGGGAGACAUUCAGCUUCCGAUUGAGAGACUCUCAGGUCGAGUCUACAAGUCCGUCAAGAUCCCCCUAAGAAAACUCUUCAACUUGUUCAAGAUGCCACCAAGAACACCGCCGCCACAUCGACGUUUCCGCGUCCCAGCACCUGGCAAUCAUCCGCCUCGCCCGAGACCCAACGGCUACCCUCCGCUGGUGGUCACGCUCAUUUUCUUCGUCGUUUUCAGUUACGUGGCCGUCAUGGUGGCCUCGCCCAGUCCGUACAAGCACUGCCCAACCAGCGACGAGAUGAACCACUGCUUCACUCGUCUACCGAAAAAUUCCAUGUUUGUCAAGAAGGUCUGCAAAGGCCUGGAAGCUGCCAGGAUCAACCCCAUCGCCCUGGAGGUGUCUAACAAGACGUCAAAGUCGACUGCUACUGUCGAAACAACUGGGAAACCCAAGCAAAUUUUAUUAUGGACAACUUUCUUCCGCUGGGAUGAUUUCCGCUUCGGUUUGGGUCGUGAGCCGUUCAUGGCCGCCGGCUGUCGCUACACCAACUGCCUAACGACGACCGACAAGAGUCUGGCCAACCAGAGCGACGCCCUCAUCUUCCACCCCAACGAUUUCGACGUUGAUAAUUUGCCCCGGCACCGGCUGGCCGCCCAGCGCUACGUUUUCCUCUACUACGAAGCGAUGGCCAGCGAGCGGGAGCGGCUGUCCGUCUUCACCGAGCCGCUGAAACAUUUCUUCAACUGGACAAUGACCCACCGUCGUGAUUCCGACAUUUUUUCCAGCCAUCCGUACGGCAGCCUCCGCCGGAAAUCGACUUCCGUCGUGUCCAACGUUCUGCCCCGGCCGCUGCCGGAAGGUGAGAUUCCGCCCGAUCCCAUUAAAAUGUUCGACACCUUUUUGCAUCCCAAGGUGCUGGGCAACAAGACCAAACUGGUGGCCUGGUUCAAUUCCAACUGCGACACUCUGGGCGGGCGGGAAAAAUACUUCCGCGAAAUGGCCCAGUACACGCCGAUCGACACUUACGGCGCUUGCGGCCAUUUGAAAUGCGAUCCGGCCGAGGGGACCCACUGCGACAAGCUGCUGGGCAACUACAAAUUCUACAUCGCCGCUGAGAAUUCCCUGUGCGCCGAUUACGUCACCGAGAAAUUCUACCGCGCCCUGGAAGCCGACGUCGUCCCCAUCGUUUACGGCGGUGCGGAUUACUCCGCCUUCGCUCCGGCCCUUUCCUACAUCAAUACGGCCGAUUUCGCCUCGCCAAAGGCCCUGGCCGAGUACCUCUACGUCCUGGACACCAAUCCUGGACUCUACUCGAAAUAUUUCGACUGGAAAAAGGACUGGGAGGUCAUCCGCUUUCCGCCCAACGGCUGGUGCGACCUCUGCGAGAAGCUCAACCGCCCGGAAGAGCCGGCCAAGAGCUACGAAGAUAUCGGCACUUGGUUUUACGACAAGGUCCCCUGUCUUCCCGGCAGUUCACUUAAAAAUCUGUACGGUGAAAAGUAAAACGAAAAAAUUAAUUCUAUUCUAGUGAAUGUAAUCAAGAAUGUGCUGUAUUGUAUUUAUUUAUUUAGUGCAUUUAAUGAGGAGACAAAAAAUUGCUCUUUCCAUUCCGCUUUUCUUUUUCGUGUGGUUUAUUUGUUUUCCCUAAAUUACUUUGUGUCUC
Messenger RNA from Daphnia pulicaria, 1819 nucleotides. Its product is annotated as alpha-(1,3)-fucosyltransferase C-like. Gene Ontology annotation, cellular component: membrane. Gene Ontology annotation, molecular function: alpha-(1->3)-fucosyltransferase activity. The transcript has 2 exons. NCBI's taxonomy places the organism in Eukaryota, Metazoa, Arthropoda, Branchiopoda, Diplostraca, Daphniidae. The coding region runs from base 169 to 1659 and encodes 496 amino acids. The record is from RefSeq and is a predicted model, not a curated record.